AUGUCUAUUGAAAUCGAAUCUGCUGACGUUAUCCGUCUGAUCCAGCAAUAUCUCAAGGAAUCGAAUUUAUACAAAACCCUACAAACUUUACAGGAAGAAACCGGUGUCUCACUGAAUACGGUCGAUAGUGUUGAUGGUUUUGUUCAGGAUAUAACAAAUGGCCACUGGGAUACCGUAUUAAAAGUGACACAGAGUCUUAAAUUGCCCGACAAGAAGCUUCUGAAUUUAUAUGAACAGAUAGUUCUGGAAUUAAUUGAGUUGCGGGAGUUGGGAGCGGCGCGUUCACUGCUGCGUCAAACCGAUCCAAUGAUUAUGUUGAAACAACAGGAACCGGAACGUUAUAUACAUUUGGAAAAUAUGCUGCAGCGAGCCUAUUUCGAUCCUCGUGAAGCCUAUCCCGAAUAUAGUAGUAAAGAGAAACGUCGACAUACCAUAGCACAAGAGCUAAGCGGUGAAGUUCACGUUGUACCAUCAUCACGUCUAUUGGCAUUACUGGGCCAGGCAUUAAAAUGGCAGCAACAUCAAGGUUUACUACCACCCGGUACAACAAUCGAUUUGUUCCGUGGUAAGGCAGCAAUGAAAGACCAAGAGGAAGAAAUGUAUCCCACUCAAAUGUUUAGACAAAUUAAAUUUGGACAAAAGUCGCACGUCGAAUGUGGACAAUUUUCACCCGAUGGCCAGUAUCUUAUUACCGGCAGUGUUGAUGGUUUUAUUGAAGUUUGGAACUUCACUACCGGAAAAAUCCGAAAAGAUUUAAAAUAUCAGGCACAAGAUCAAUUUAUGAUGAUGGAACAGGCCGUGUUGGCAUUGGCCUAUUCCCGUGACUCUGAAAUGGUUGCAUCCGGUUCACAAGAUGGACAAAUUAAAGUGUGGCGUAUUAUGACCGGCCAGUGUCUGAGGAAAUUCGAUAAAGCCCAUACAAAGGGUAUAACAUGUUUGCAAUUUUCACGUGAUAACAGUCAAGUCUUGAGUGCUUCGUUUGAUCACACAAUCCGCUUGCACGGUCUUAAAUCGGGAAAAAUGCUUAAGGAGUUUAAAGGGCAUACAUCGUUUGUGAAUGAGGUAACAUUUACGCCAGAUGGACAUAGUGUGCUGAGUGCCUCCUCAGAUGGAACUGUGAAGAUUUGGUCUCUUAAAACAACCGAAUGUUUGUCCACCUAUAAACCUCUGGGCAAUGAAUUGGCCGUUAAUACCGUUUUAAUUUUACCCAAAAAUCCUGAACAUUUUAUUGUUUGCAAUCGUUCAAAUACUGUGGUUAUUAUGAAUAUGGCAGGGCAGAUUGUGAGAUCCUUCAGUUCGGGUAAAAGAGAGGGAGGUGCAUUUAUUGCAGCCACAUUAUCACCAAGAGGAGAAUUUAUUUACUGCGCCGGCGAGGAUCAGGUGUUGUAUUGUUUUUCAGUAUCAUCGGGAAAAUUGGAAAGAACUUUGAAUGUACAUGAAAAAGAUGUAAUUGGUUUGGCCCAUCACCCACACCAAAAUUUAUUAGCUACCUACAGUGAAGAUGGUCUGCUGAAAUUAUGGAAACCUUAAGUCUAUUAGUAGAAUAUGUAAGUUAAUUUUAAUUACUCCAUUA
Musca vetustissima is the source of this 1573-nucleotide messenger RNA. RefSeq names its product WD40 repeat-containing protein SMU1 (gene Smu1). Gene Ontology annotation, molecular function: protein binding. The transcript has 4 exons. Gene Ontology annotation, cellular component: precatalytic spliceosome. NCBI's taxonomy places the organism in Eukaryota, Metazoa, Arthropoda, Insecta, Diptera, Muscidae. Gene Ontology annotation, biological process: mRNA splicing, via spliceosome. The coding region runs from base 1 to 1530 and encodes 509 amino acids. The record is from RefSeq and is a predicted model, not a curated record.